Messenger RNA from Penicillium longicatenatum, 1458 nucleotides. RefSeq names its product right handed beta helix region domain-containing protein. The transcript has a single exon. Bases 1 to 1458 code for a protein of 485 amino acids. NCBI's taxonomy places the organism in Eukaryota, Fungi, Ascomycota, Eurotiomycetes, Eurotiales, Aspergillaceae. The record is from RefSeq and is a predicted model, not a curated record.
AUGAAGACUUCACUCGGGCUCUUGACUGCAUUGCUAGCAAGUUCAUCAAUUGUAUCGGCCAAAUUGAUCUAUGUUGACUGUUCAUGGAGCGGCUCAGGUGCCCCGGAUGGCUCACAGACUCGUCCCUACACGUCAUUAUCGCUAGUCAAUGAUUUCACCUUCAGUCCCGGUGAUAAGCUUCUUUUCAAAUCUGAAGUGAAUUGCACAGGUCAACUGAUGCCUCGGGGCAGUGGAACGGAGGAGUCUCCCAUCAUCGUCACUCGAUAUGGCCGCGGGGGACUCCCCGUAAUUGACGCGGAAGGUCAAUUCAAUGCGACCGUCUACCUUCGGAACGUUGACUACUGGAUAAUUUCUGAUCUUUUGCUCACGAAUGCGGCUGAGGAAGAAGGUCGCCGUCAGGGUAUUGAUGUGGAGGCGACUGACGGUCGCAUCCACGCUGGUAUUACAAUCCGGAAUUUACGCAUCGACACUGUUGCCGGGAAUACAAAUAAGCGACUUUAUGCAAGCGACUUCUCCAACUCCGCCUGCAUAUUACUACAAGGAACCGCCAACUACUCCCGCUAUGACGACGUUGAGAUCUAUGACAAUGAUCUUUCAAACUGUGGUGGGGGUGGCAUUAAAGUACGCCUCGGCCAACUCGACAAUCAGGGAAAAAAUCUACGAGUGCACGAUAACAAGAUUGAAAAAGUUGGUGGUGACGGCAUUGUAAUCUCCUAUGCGAUAUCGCCAUUGAUUGAUCACAACGUUGCUGGAGACCUUGGGUAUGGAGCAUACCCAUACUCCGGCGGAAACUUUGCGGGGAUCUGGGUACUCGGGUGCCAUAAUGCGGUAAUGCGGUACAAUAUUGUGUAUGGAUCCAUUAUGUCUGAGAUUGACAGUGAAGCUUUUGACUGCGAUUGGGGAAACACCGGAACAUGCACAGUCGAGUACAACUACAGCCACGACAACGCCGGGGGAAUCUUCCUGAACUGUGACGGUUGUGGCACCUCCCCUGGUGGCGCCACGCAGAUUGUCAGAUAUAAUAUCUUCGAAAAUGAUUGUCGAAUCUAUAGUAAUGGUGAUGCUCCAACUCUGUGGUUCUACAACAAUGUCGUCUAUUGCCCCGACAAAGACCUUGAAUUUCAUUUGCCCCCCUCAACUCGUUUUUCGAACAAUAUCGUGGUGGCAACCGAGAACUCCACUCUUCCGUUUGGCGCAAAUAUUGAGUACCAAACAAAUAUGUUCCAGAAUAUGAAAUUGCCUUCAUCGUGGCUGGAAUUCCAGGGAGACCCGAAAUUUGUUGAAGCCGGACAAAACAGCAGCACUUUGGAUGGUUUAGGUGGUUACAAGCUCCGAGCAGGAAGCGGAGCACUGAAAAAAGGAACAAUAAUUAAUGAUGACGGUGGAAAGGAUUUUUGGGGAGCAGAAAUACCCAGAGGGAAGCCAAAUAUUGGAUCAUACGCGGGUCACGGGAUAUAG